Molecule: messenger RNA, 2445 nt
Organism: Effrenium voratum
Lineage: Eukaryota; Dinophyceae; Suessiales; Symbiodiniaceae
Source: the annotation of a GenBank genome assembly
AUGAACAUAUUGGAGAAGGUCGGGGACUUCAUCUCGAAGCGGGGUGAGGACCUUCAGAAGCAAAUCUCCGGCGUCCGCGUUUUCUCCGCGUAUAUCACCAAUGCCACAGACGACGUCUUGCAGUUGAUCGGCCAGCCCAUUCUGAGCCAUGCCAGGCAUUGCCGCCACUUCGCAUCACUACAGCCGGGGGAGGCGGGGGUGGUGAGCUUCAGUCACGACGGGGAGCACGGCGGUGCGCUGCAGUUCCGCCUGGGGGAUGACACACUCUUCCUGGGCCAGUACAUGCGCGCCAGCUACUCUUCGCUCUUCGGCAGCGACCAGUUCGUCGUCGAGUUCUCGGGCAAGACGCUGAAUCAAUUCUACGCCGGCAUGCCCCAGGAUUUCAUGGGCGUGCCGGGGCGCGGCACCAGCCGCGCCAUGGGGCUCCUCCACUCCGCGCUGGUGCGCCAGGCGCGAGCCUCCGCCAACUCGGAGGUGGAGGUGAUACUGGUGCCGGCGAAAGACGUUCACAUCGUUGAGGAGCUGGACAGCUUAGACAGCUUGCAGCACCGGGGCCGCAGGCCCAAGAGGCCCAAGAAGAGCGCCAUGAAGAUGAGCCUCGGCGGAUAUCGAGAGCUUCAGGCGAUCAAGGAGAGGGAUCCCGAGUUCUACAAGUUCCUGGUGGAACAGGACCAACAGCUCUUGGACUUCAGAGACGACGAGGGCGAGCCCAGCGAGGCGGAAGGCGAAGGAGCUGAGGGACAUUUGGUGCAGAGCACGAAGACCACGCGGUUUUUGACCCUGGCGCGCUUCAGGCAGAUCGAGGGCUCCGCGAAGGCCUCCUUCAGCGCCUUCAAGGCGGCGGCGAACGCGUACCACUUGGCCGUGAAGUCCAUCAACCAGAAGGAGGGCGAGGAAGGCGACGAGGACCAGCCCGAGCGCAAGAAGCCGCGCUCCGCGAACUCCGUGAAGAAGCAGAAGCGCUACGGCCUGACCAUCGACAGCGAAGAGACGUUUUCGGAGAUCCUGGAGUGGUGCCUCGCCAACUUUGUGGAGCUCUUGGAGCACCACGCGGAGCCAGAGGCGAAGCAGAGAAGCCCUACGCCGGAUCCCACGCACUACUCCGGGUGGAAGCGGGUGAAGAAGAUGAGCCAGAUGUUCUGGGACGAGACGCUGUUCUUGCUGACAAACGCCAAGAGCGUUGAGAUGCAAGAAGCCGUUCUGAGGACCUGCAGCUCGGCCAGGGCUUUGUGCUGGCUUUGGGCAUUCCCGCAGCUGCAGAAGCGGUACCUGAAGUGCUGCUGCAGCCUUUGGUCCUCAGCGCCUUCCAAGGCGCAGCAAUCCUCCACGCGACUGCUGGGCUUCCUCUUCCUCCGCAACGCUGCCGCAAUGGCAACCUUGAGGAAGGGCCUCUCGCUGGAGGCGAUCCUCCGCUCGGUGCUGCGGAGCUUUUUGAACUCGGCGAACGCCAACUUCUCCUGGCGCGCCUGCAGUAGCUUUCGCUUCAUGGAGAACUGCAUCCUGGAGCUCUUCGGCAUGGACGACCAGGUGGCCUACCGGGUGGGCUACGUCUUCAUCCGGCAGCUGGCCCUGGUGCUGCGGAACGUGCUCCUUCAGGGCGCCGAAAAGUCCAAGGAGUCAAAGGCCAAGCAGCCGAAGGCCAAGGCCAAGGCGAAGGGCAAGAAGGAGAAGGACCGGGGUAAGGAGAAGCCCAAGCCCAAGGUGAAGUCAAAGAAGGACCUGGAAAUGCUGAUGGGCUGGCAGUUCGUGCGGGCCAUGUUCCUCUGGACUCGGCUGGUGGGUCUGAAGCCGCUGAAGGAGCUCGCGUAUCCCCUGUGCAUGGUGAUCCUCGGGGCUGUGAAGAGCCGCCUGUCGCUGGACAACGCGCCCUUCGCCUUGCACGGGGUCCGGGCCUUGAACCGCAUCGCCGAACACCUGCAGCAGCUUGUGCCGGUCUCCUCUUUGCUGCUUCGCAUGCUGGAGAUGACCGAGAAAUCCCUGGAGAAUGCCGAGAGGGGCGAAGGCCCUCCGGAUCUGGACGUGGUCUUGCGGCUGCACAACACCAAGCAGGAGACCUUGGAGCGCGUGGGCUGCGGCAUCUGCGAGGCCUUCGUGGAGCACCUGGGCCUCUGCAGCCGCUGCGUGGCCUUCCCGGAGCUCGCGGCGCCCGUGGUGCUCCACCUCAGGAGGCAUAGCAAGCACUGCCGCUCCGAGCCGCUACGGAAGCAGCUCAAAGCGCUGGUGGCAGCCAUUGAGGAGAGCAGCCAGACGGUGCAGCGCUUCCGUGAGCAGCUCACGGAGCCCCCUGCGAACGGGCAGCUGUGCGCUUUGGGCGCCGAGGCCACGGCCUUGGCGAAGCAGCGCCAGCAGCUGCUGCAGAAGCGGCAGGACAAGGAGAAGACCAACGUGGAGGCUGAGCUUUCGGGAGCUCCGCCGCCGAAGAAGCGGAAACGAGAGAAGCAGUGA